AUGGUUAUUGAGGCGGUUGAGAAGGAUGCGGGCGAAGAUCUUCCCGGCGAUGUUCAGCAAGGAGAUGCCGCGGUGAUUGUCGCAGACUUGGCGAUUACCUUUGCGCUUGUAGACAGGCACGAUCGUGGCGUCCUUGAAAUCUUGCGGGACUUCGCCUUGACGCCACAUCUCCUGGAAGAGCGCAGUCAGGUGAUCCAUGAGUUGGGGACCUCCGUGCUUGUAGACCUCAGCAGGGAUCGCGUCCGAUCCGGGAGCCUUCCCGCUGGAGAGCUGCUGCACUGCCCUGAUGGUUUCCUGGCGAGAUGGCGGGAGGUCGAGAUCCGCGUUGGUCUCCACUUGCGGCAAGCGGGCGAUGGCGUCGUCGGAGAUGGCGGAGGGGCGGUUAAGGACGCCUCGGAAAUGCUCGGCCCAUCGUUGUAG
Spirometra erinaceieuropaei is the source of this 420-nucleotide messenger RNA. The record is from the annotation of a GenBank genome assembly. NCBI's taxonomy places the organism in Eukaryota, Metazoa, Platyhelminthes, Cestoda, Diphyllobothriidea, Diphyllobothriidae.